This is a messenger RNA of Ficedula albicollis (Collared flycatcher), 1496 nucleotides long. It is a transcript of the gene PAK3, whose product is annotated as p21 protein (Cdc42/Rac)-activated kinase 3. Lineage: Eukaryota; Metazoa; Chordata; Aves; Passeriformes; Muscicapidae. Gene Ontology annotation, molecular function: ATP binding; protein serine/threonine kinase activity. The record is from RefSeq and is a predicted model, not a curated record. Gene Ontology annotation, biological process: regulation of MAPK cascade; protein phosphorylation; intracellular signal transduction. Gene Ontology annotation, cellular component: cytoplasm. The transcript has 12 exons. The coding region runs from base 164 to 1477 and encodes 437 amino acids.
AGGACACUGCUGGUCCUGCAAUGCAGAGCUCCUCAAUGCCCCCUUCUGCAGGAAUUCCAGGAGGAGCCUUCCCCUCCAGGAAUUCUCUGCCUGCAAGCCAGCAAGGGUUUUAUCUGACUUCUGGGUUAUGCUGCUCUGCAAGUUCUAGCACAGCUCUGCAAGAAUGAUCCGGCAGAUCCGUGCUGCAGCCUGUGAUUUGCUGUCUGCCACAUCUGCAAUGUAUUUUUAUCCAGAAAAACCCUGGCUGGCAACAGCUCAUCUGGGGAAUUUGAUCACCCAACUAUCCAGAGGUGGAUAUGGGGCAGCCCAUCCUUUGGCCCCAGCACUGCCACCAGAACCUCAGCUGGCUCCUUCCCUUCCUGGAGAAGAGGAUAAUGUCAUGGAGGAGGUGGACGAGGAAUCUACAACUUUUUCCUCAGAAGAAUUCAUCCACACGAGCUCUCUGCUGGGAGCUGAAAGUUCAGAAGACUUGUUUCUCCUGCCUGUUGACUUCAGCAGAAGCAUGAGCACUCUGGACACAUUCAGGGUCCGGCCACGGCAGAAAUCCCAGCUGACAGGGGAGGUGCUGGAGCGGCUGAGGGCCAUUGUGAACAAGGGGGACCCUAUGACAAGAUACACUGAUUUUGUUCAAGUUGGCCGAGGGGGUUUCGGGACUGUUUACAAAGCCAUCGACCCAGCCUCAGGAGAUGUGGUGGCCCUGAAGAGGAUGCCUCUCCGCAAACGGUGCAAGAAGGAACUCGUCCUCAACGAGAUUCAGAUCAUGAAGGAAAACAAGCACCCCAAUAUUGUCAAUUAUAUAGGCAGCUACCUGGUGGAUGAAGACCUGUGGCUCGUGAUGGAAUAUGUGGAUGGAGGCACUUUAACCAGCGUCCUUGUCCGAGUCUUCAUGGAGGAAAGACUGAUUGCUGCUAUCAGCAGGGAGUGCCUGAAAGCCUUGGAUUUCCUUCAUUCAAAGAAUGUGAUCCACAGAGAUGUCAAAAGUGACAAUAUUCUUCUCGGAUUGGACGGAUCUGUGAAACUGACUGAUUUUGGCCUGUGUGCUCAGCUGACCAAAGAGCGGAGCACACGGUGCACAGUGCUGGGCUCUCCUUACUGGGUAGCACCAGAAAUCCUGAAAAGAAAGGAAUAUGACACCCAAGUGGACAUCUGGGCCCUUGGGAUCGUGGCCAUUGAAAUGCUGGAGGGAGAACCUCCAUACUUUAAAGAAAGCCCUCUCCAGGCUCAGCGGCUGAUAGCCCGGAACAGGUACCCCCCUCUGAGGAUGCCCAGCAAGAUGUCCUUCCUGUUCCACGCCUUCCUGCACUCCUGCCUGGACACCGACCCGCGCAUCCGCUGGACAGCCAGGGAGCUCCUGGAGCAUCCAUUUUUACAAACAGCCAUGAGUCUCUCUGUCCUGCCUGAAGCCAUCCGUAUCGCCAAGAAAAUCCGUCAGAGCUCGGAAACAGUUCAUGCCAGCUCAGAGAAAAAGCAGGAAUAAAAUUUUCACUCCUUUGAGA